Pyrus x bretschneideri (Chinese white pear) is the source of this 1216-nucleotide messenger RNA. Its product is annotated as GDSL esterase/lipase At1g28580. NCBI's taxonomy places the organism in Eukaryota, Viridiplantae, Streptophyta, Magnoliopsida, Rosales, Rosaceae. Gene Ontology annotation, molecular function: hydrolase activity, acting on ester bonds. The record is from RefSeq and is a predicted model, not a curated record.
GAGAGAGAGAGAGAGAGAUGAACUCGUGAUGCAUGGGUUCGGAAUUUGAAGCAAUUUUGAUGACGCUCCUCCUCCUCCUCAUGAUGUCAGUUGUCACAUUCAUCCCUCAAGCUCUAGGUUGCUACAGCUCAAUCAUCAGCUUCGGCGAUUCAGUUUCCGAUACAGGCAACUUGUACAACAGCUCCCCUAACAAAUCUUUCAACUUUUUCUUCCCUCCUUAUGGAGAGACCUACUUUCACCAUCCCACCGGACGCUGCUCCGACGGCCGUUUAGUCAUAGACUUCAUUGCUGAAUCUAUGGGACUUCCACUAGUACAACCUUACCUCGAAAGCCAUAACCAAACUGCCGACAACAUUGAAGGUGGUGUGAAUUUUGCAGUAGUAGGAGCCGCUGCGCUGGACACUGCCUUUCUUGAAGAAAUGGCUGUAUAUAAUGAAAUUACAAACGACUCUCUAAGAAUUCAACUGGACUGGUUCCAAGAAAUGCUGUCACUUUUAUGCAACACAUCUUCAGACUGCAACAAACUGCUUUCGGGUCUAGUUCUGAUGGGAGAGAUCGGAGGCAACGAUUACUACAAUGCAUUGUUUUCAGGAAAAAGUACAGAACAGGUGGAAAAAUAUGUCCCAUUUGUGAUAGAAGCAAUAGCUUCAGCAAUCAAUGAGUUAAUUGCGCUUGGGGCCUCAACACUUCUUGUACCGGGCGUCUUUCCAUUUGGAUGCGUUCCUGCUUUUCUAACAAGAUAUCAAACUUCAGAUGAGGAUGAAUACGACCCUUCGACUGGCUGUCUAAACUGGUUGAACAAGUUUACCGAGUAUCACAACAAGCUGCUCCAGAUAGAAUUAAGGCGGAUUCAAAGCCUUCAUCCUCAUGUCAAUAUCAUUUACGCAGAUUACUACAAUGCCAUGCUAGAACUGCAUCAGUCUCCAGACCAAUUUGGAUUUACUGGGGAAACUACCAAAGCAUGCUGUGGAGGAGGAGGGCCAUACAAUUACAACUCAUCAGCACUAUGUGGCACUCCAGAGGCAAAUGUACUUUGUGAGAACCCUGCACAGUUUAUUAGCUGGGAUGGUCUGCAUUCAACUGAAGCAGCAUACCGGUGGAUAGCCAAGGGUUUAUUAAACGGAAAUUACACCGUUCCUCAAAUUAGUGCCUUGUGUGUUUCACAACUGUGACUUCAUUUAGAUCUUCAUCAUCAGUACGAAAACUUUCUUCAAUA